AUGAAGCAGCUCGUGCUCGCCAUCACGGCGCUCGCCGCCCUCGCCCUCGGGCGCGCCAUGCCCUCCCACCUGCACCACCACCGGCCGCGCACCGUGGACCUCGCCGACGCGCUCAACCGCACCGUGUGCCCCAUCGUGGUCGAGGUGGACGAGGACCCCGAGCGCGUGCCGCGCCGCAUCAAGAUGAUGAAGUGCGCCCCCGACCCCAACAAGUGGUGCAUGCAGCAGAAGAUCCCCCAGCACGAGUGCUGCGAGCACAACCACAACAACCACAAGAUGGAGUGCGUGGAGAUGCACGACACGGUGCUGGUGCAGUACCCGGGCAGCGGCAGCACGCGCACCUUCGACGUGGCGGUGGGCUGCUCGUGCAUGGUGGGCCAGGGCCCGCGCGCCACCACGGUGCCCUCGGGGCCCACG
Iphiclides podalirius (scarce swallowtail) is the source of this 417-nucleotide messenger RNA. The record is from the annotation of a GenBank genome assembly. Lineage: Eukaryota; Metazoa; Arthropoda; Insecta; Lepidoptera; Papilionidae.